UAGUACAAAGUAUUAUAAUUGUAUUAUAACCAACACAAUAUAAACCCCUCAACAAAUUCAAUCACAAAAAUCAUAACCCUUUGAAUUCAUCAAUACUCUUUCACCACCCACCACCACCAUCAUCAUCAUUAUCAUCAUCCACAUGGGUUUCAUAUGGUGGAUUUUAGGCAUAAUUCAUAUACUUCCACUAUUCAUCAUAGAUUCAAUCCCUUUAAUCCAUAGCCUAACUCCACAAUCACCAAUACAAUGCAACCAAACAAUCUGCACCUUAAAAAACUCGUAUGGAACAUGGAACGACCGCAAAACAUGUUAUGCACUCAAUGUGACAUACCCAACAACAGAACAACAACUUCGUUUAGCAGUUUCCUAUGUUGUUCAAAACAACCUUAAAGCAAAAAUUGUCACAAAAUUCUCACACACAAUCCCAACACUUUCAUGUCCACAACAAAAUAAAAACCAAGCCUUUUUUAUCAGCACAGAAAAAUAUGAUUCUGAGAUUCAAAUUGAUGCUACCAAUUUAACUGUAACCGUUGAUUCAGGUGUGAAACUUCGUCAAUUGAUUGAUGAAGUUGAGAAAAAUGGGUUUAGUUUAGUUUCUGCACCUUAUUGGGAAGGUGUUACAAUUGGAGGUGUAAUUAGCACUGGUGCACAUGGUAGUUCUUGGUGGGGUAAAGGUGGUGCUUUUCAUGAUUAUGUUUUAGGGAUUAAUAUUGUUGUUCCUGGUUCUAAAUCUGAAGGGUAUGCUAAGAUUUUGAAGUUGGAUAAACAUGAUCCUUUGUUUAAUGCUGCUAUAGUUUCUCUUGGAGUUUUGGGUGCUAUCUCUAAGGUAAAGUUAUCUAUUGAGCAUAGGUUCAAAAGAAGCAUAACCUUCAAUUUCACUGAUGAUAAUAAUAUUGAAAAUGAAUACAUAGAACAUGCAAAGAAGUAUGAGUUUGCAGACAUAACUUGGUAUCCAUCAAGACACACAGCCGUUUAUAGAUAUGACUUCAGGGUUCCCUUAGAUACCAGUGGUGAUGGAGUCUAUGAUUUCAUUGGAUUUCAAGCUAAUAACAUCUUAAUCUCUGAGUCAGUUAGAGGAGCAGAAAAAUUGUUGGAAAACUUAGGAAACACAAAUGGAAAAUGUUUAACAGCAUCAACAACAUUGGCAUUCAAGAAAUUAACAGCCAAUGGUUUGAAGAACAAUGGCCUAAUCUUCACUGGCUACCCUGUAAUUGGUUACCAAGGAAAAUUACAAACUUCAGGUUCAUGCUUAUAUUCAUCAAAAAUAGACACAUCAUGUGCUUGGGAUCCAAGAAUCAAAGGAUUGUUCUUCUAUGAAUCAACAGCAAUUUUCCCUGCAUCAAAAUUUGGAAACUUCAUUCAAGAUGUGAAAAAACUAAGAGAUAUAAAUCCACAAAAUUUUUGUGGUAUAGACAACUAUAAUGGAAUUAUGAUACGUUACAUUAAAGCCUCAGAAGCAUACCUAGGACAAUCAGAAGAUUCUAUAGUGAUUGAUUUCAAUUAUUAUAGAGCAAAUGACCAAUUUACCCCUAGAUUAAACCAAGAUGUGUGGGAGGAAUUGGAACAAAUUGCAUUUUUUAAGUAUGGUGCUAAGCCACAUUGGGCUAAGAAUAGGAACUUAGCAUUUAUAAAUGUGAAAAAUAAAUAUCCUAAGUUUAAUUUAUUUAUUGAUGCUAAAAAUAAAAUGGAUCCACAAAAUGUGUUUUCUGGUGAUUGGUCAGAUGAGAUUUUAUAUGGGAAGGAAUUGGUAAAAUUUGAUGGUUGUGCUUUGGAAGGACAAUGUAUUUGUUCUGAAGAUAGACAUUGUAGUCCACAAAAAGGGUAUUAUUGUAAUUAUGGUCUUGUCUACAAGGAUGCUAGGGUUUGUAGGAAAUUGUCAACCUUUGUGAACACUGAUUCACUCCAAUGAGGUAAUGAUGUAUUUGAUUUGUUUGAAGUAGUUGAAUCAAGAUUUGAUGAG
Messenger RNA from Trifolium pratense (red clover), 1960 nucleotides. Its product is annotated as L-gulonolactone oxidase 3. NCBI's taxonomy places the organism in Eukaryota, Viridiplantae, Streptophyta, Magnoliopsida, Fabales, Fabaceae. The record is from RefSeq and is a predicted model, not a curated record. Gene Ontology annotation, molecular function: D-arabinono-1,4-lactone oxidase activity; FAD binding. Gene Ontology annotation, cellular component: membrane. The transcript is spliced from 3 exons. The coding region runs from base 143 to 1909 and encodes 588 amino acids.